GAUACAAAAACAUGGUGGUCAAAUCGUGAGCACACGACUCCACACGACCUGCUUUUACUGUUUUUCUUUCAGCCCAAUUGAUGUUUACUUUUCAGAUUGUGAAGUGUUUUUCUUUCUAACCAUUUAUUCUUCUGCUUAGCUUUAAGAAAAGUAGUCAGUUUUUCUGUGAACUCCUUAUAUUCUGAAGAAACUUACUAAAUAUGGAUGUGAUUACUAUUUCAUCGGAUGAAGAGGAUAAUACGAGCUCGGGUGACAGAUGCACCCCAGAAGUGGAGGUAAAGCCUGAAGUAGGUCCACUUGAGUGUGUUGAAGAAAAGGUACCAAGUGCCACAGGGAGAGAGAAGAAAACAUUAUUUCAGAAGUUUGUGGACACGUGUAGAUCAAUUUUGAACAAAAACGAUGCGGUAGUUCUCACCAAGAUCAUGAAAAUACACGCCAAGGCGGCGCCGGUGUACACAGACUCCGUGGAGUUCAGCCUGCUGCUGAAGAGAAAGAUCGGAGACGUUUCGGGGGACCCGCAGAACCCGUACGUCCACAUCAAGGAAGUGGCCGACGAGCUGAAGCUCAGGAGGCGGAGGACGCUGGCGCCGGCGAGCGCCCAGAACGGGAGCAGCGUGAGCAACGGGCACUCGUCCGGGGACGCCGGCACGAGCGCGCUCCACGGCAGCUCUCCGCUCGAUGGCUUGUCGGAGUGGGACAGGAGGCACGUCAGGAGACUGACGCAGACCAUGCGGAAGUUGGAUAGAAAGAUACAAGUCUUGGAAACAAAGGAGGUGGAUUUUGAUGAAGAUAAUGAUUCAGCGUACAUUAGACUUCAAAGGCAUAGGGAAAGAUUUUGCCAAGUGAGACAAAAGUUGUCCCAAUAUCUUCCAGAAUACAAAUUGCGUAAACCAAGAGUGUCUUUUCCAGUCCAUACACAUCCCGAAGUUUUUCGACGCCUGGAGAAUAUUGUUAACAAGACUAAACAAUUUCCAGACUACCAUGAUGUGCUUAGGACAGUCAUCGAAUGCAAAAUAUCAUCCAAUGCAGAUGAAAAUCAAAGGAUUGCUUGCAGUGCCUUCGAGGUGAUCGGUGAUGAACUGCAGAAGAGGCGGCAGUACGAAGACUGGGCAUCGAUAUCUUCGUUUCUGGGGAACGAUCACGACCCUGCGCUGGACAGCCCCGAUCUCGCAGAGAAGCUGAAGCAGAACCAGGAGGAGGCCAAGUCGAAGAUAGCGUUGGUUAUCAAUGAAUUUGUUGAGCGUGAAACGGAAUGUAAACUAGAACCAAAAGAAGUAGGGGAAGAGGAAGCAGAGAUGUCAGCAGGAGAAGGAAGUGGCCAAGAGGAUGAAGAAGAGAUCAAAGAUGUGGAAGACGAUGCAGAUGAAGACGACAUUCUAGAUGAGGAUACAGAAAUGGCAGGUGACUCAUGAGCAGUGGUGCUGGUGGUGUGUACAUAAGCGCUUCAAGAAGGUCCUGCUACGGAUCAGAAGGCUGAAAAUAGUUUUUUUUUUUUUUGUGUUAUAAAUAAAAAAUAUUUAGAUUUAAUGUAUGAUAGCUUUUCAUGUCAGAAAUAAGUGUGUGUGAUUUAUGUGAUUAUGGUUUCUGGAAGAAAGCACAACUAGUUGGGAUAGUGAUUGUCCAACAAGAAGUGGUAGGACUUGUUUACAGAGAUUAACAGUUUUCAGUAGGCCUGUGCGAGAACUAGUUUCAAAUUUAAUGUUUUAAACAUUCAUGAAGUCUAAUCGAAUUACGAAUAUUGUCUCGGGGAAGCUGUAUUAAACUUUAUAAAGUACAGGAUUGGGGUAAAAAUAUAUAAUUGUUUAAUGUGUGUAAUGUUUGAACUGAUACGUGAUUAACCAAUUGGGCUCUAUAUAUAACAUCAUUCAAUAAUAAUUAUAAAAUAACCGUGCAUAAUAUCAAUAUUGAGCAUCCAUAAAACCUAACGAGGUGUCAACCUUUGAAUAUCACAAGUAACCAACUUUAUUCAAGCAAAACAUAUACAACAAAAAAAAAAAAAAAAAAAAAAAAAAUAUUUUCAUGAUCAUAUCUUAGGCUUCCAAAGUUUUAGUAAAAGAAAUAGCAAAUUUCCUCGAAAAUAUGUCAAAUUGAAUAUUAAAAAGAGCUUCAGUUGAUUCACGUAGUCGAAGCUUCGCACAGGCCUAGUUUUUUAGUUGGAUUACCCAGUUUCCCACUUUAUCGUUGAUUUCUGUUUGAUUUAAUUGAUGAAAUGUUGUUAACCUGAUUUUGAUUCUGAUGUCCAGUGUAGAGGAAAUACAUGUCAGUGAAAUUGUGGAGCCAGUUUUAAAAAUAGAAGUCAUGGGAUACAUGAUGCUGAGGAAUCUCAGAGCAAAAAUAAGACUGAUAUAGUAUACAGUAGAACCUCUGUAAGUCAAACUCGAAGGAAGACGCCAAAAAAUUCGAGUUACAGAGUUUUCAACUUAUGAAGGAUUUCAACUUAAGCGGGAUUUUGAUUCGACAUAAAGAGGUUAAGAUUCAUUCUUAUACAUUUUGAGUUAGAGAGGUAAAAUAAAUAAAAAUUCAAGUUGCAGAGGUGACAAACAUAUUUUUAUUUAUUAUAAAUCAACAUUAUUUCAACUAACACUAACACUGAUACAUAUUUUGGCUCCGACACUGCUCAAACCAUUUAAGUAAGCACUCCUCCAAGCUUGGAAAAUCUGCAAUUCGUCGUCUUUUGCAGGACAAACUUUGACCGUUUUGUAUUUUUCUCAUGAUGUCUGAUUCAUUUUUUAUUAUUGUUGAGAGAGUACUCAUUGGCAGGCCAAAUUGUUCAGCAACAUCUUUCUUCUUUUGACAGCUCUUCACAGAUUCGAGCACUUCCAAUUUUUUAGCGCGAUUCAAAGUUUUCCGUUUAAGUUUCACAGCACUCAUGUUUUAACAAUUUUAUUUGUAAACUGUUGUACCAAUGGAUGUGUAGCAGUAACAGUCAACAACAAAAAGGACAUGCUUCGUUAAAGUUCAAAUGAAAUCAAAAAUAAUCAAAUUAAACACCUGACACCAAGCAAGCAAACACGUGAGUCAUAAAUUCGUGGUAAUCUGGUAAUCCUAUUUAUUGUAUACUCCUAAAUUGAUUUCUAAGAUACAAUGGUGUACUUACAUUGUCGGUAACUUAUUUUUCUUCGAACUAUAGAGGUAAAAAGUUAUAAUAAUAGAGUUGUAAAGGUGGUAAAAUAAAACAUUGCUAUGUUCGAGAUACAGAGGUCUAAUUUAAUUUUUCGAGUUAUGGAGGAAAAAUCUGUACCAAAAUGUCUUGGAGGGACUCACAGAUUAUUUCGACUAAUAGAGGGUUGAGAUUUCGAGCAACGAAGGUUUUGGGGCUUGAAUGGAAGGGAACACAACAUUUUUUCGAGUUUGGGAGGUUUUCGACUUAUCGAGGUUCGACUUAAAGAGGUUCUACUGUACAUGUUAAUUUUUAGAAUUAAUUUUUGUUACAUAAUUGUGUUUCCAAACUUUUCUAAAGAAAAAAGGCUAAAGAAUAGUUCCAAUUUUCUUAGACUGAAAAGAAGGAUUUUUUUUUUAAUUUAUUAAUUUUUUCUCUCCAAAAUAAUUUGGUGAUAUUUUGUUACUGGAUGUCUGUGAACUGGGGAAACUCAGAACCAAGAAAAUGGAAGGGAUUUUAUGCAACUAGCAAGCAGCCAAUAAUUCUUAGAGUGGUAAUUUUAUGUUGUGCUGGAUUCUUCUUAACUCACUGAAGAAUUAUCUUAUUCUUCACAUGCUUCCAUGUGAACUUUUAUCUUACAACCAUAAAUGGGGAGAAAAAAUGCUUUUUAGUCCCAAAUGUUUCCCUCUGCCGAUAAAAAACACGUAGCCCACCACCAAAAUGUAGCUCAUAAUUUUGUUAUUUAUGUUAAUUUUACCCAAGACUUUCAGCCAAUUUCAUGCUGAUAAAAUUAUUUUUAUUGGACUUUUCUCUGAAUUAUUUGUAAUUGUUAGUAUUAAUAAACAAGUCACACUAACUUUGCUUUGCUGCACAUAGGUUACAAGUCAAACAUAAAUUUUACAAAACCUUGUUUUGUACAGCUUGUUCAUACAUCUAUUGUCACUCUAACCUUAUUAGACCAUAUAUUUUUUUUUAUUAUUCUAGUAACAAUUUCUAAUUAUUCUAUUAACAAUUUCUAAAAUACUAGGCAAAAGCUAAGAAAAAGCUUGAUUGUAUUUUCUUAAAUUUUCUGCUGGCUGCCUAAGUACUCUGAUUUUAAAACAUGUCUUAUAUUUUAUACUGUGGGUCCAGUUUUGACUUAUUAACAAAUGUAAAUAAUUCAUUCUUGAUGACAAGCGAGAGUUGCAGAUAUUAUUUGCCGUAAAUAAUUCGCAGACAUAUUUCAGCCAUGAGAUGUGAACCUUGACUACCAUAUAGGUUAAUUAUAGUUACCCAUCGCAACUCACUAUGUACACCCAUUCACAAUUCUAAUCUCUUGUCCUUUCUUUUGAAACGUGCCUGAAUCUUGAUCUUGGAAACAGGAGCUAAUGCAAGGAAUUCUGUUUGAAUCUUUAUAAGUACAUUAUUAACUGUUAUUUAGUGUUCGUUCUUUGACCUAGAGUAAUAUAUUAAAAUGGUUACUAUCAUCCUUUCCCAGUAUAAUUCAAACUCUAGGUCUCUUUGUUUGAUCGAAAUGUCAUAUUGUGAAAUUUAAUUAUAUUUAUAACUUUAGACACUAGUUACUAUUGCCCAGUCUUCCUGUUAUUUUGUGUGUUAAUAUUCAUUGAUUUGAUUUAGUGCAUGUAGAUACAUACCUUCAUAAUACGUAAAAUUUGUAUAAGUAGCAUAAUGUUAAGUUAGCAUUUUCUGGUUGCACAUUUAAUUUGAAUGUCCUUGUUAGUAAAAUUUGUUUAGAAAAGUAAACAUUUUGUGAUAAAUGGUGGUGUGGUUUUUCUCUGUAGUGUUGUAUUGUACCUCUCCUUUACAUAUUCUUCAAUAGAUUGGUAGAUGUAGCAGUGUCUUUAUUUACUAAAGGACUUUUUCCCACAAGGAAUUCACACCUACUACCUUUAAUUAAAAGCAUAAAUCAAGGAAGAAUAAUCCUUAAGUCCUUUUUUUUUACUCUAUUGAUACUUUUUUUAACAAUGUAUGUUAACAAAAUAUAAUUGGUUGCUCUGAACAAUGCUAAUCGUUGCAAGUUUUAUUAAAAGCUGGUUCCAGAAGAUGUUCACUUAACUUGUACAUUUGGUUGAAGUUCUCUUGAAAAAUGUUGAUGCUGGAUUUUAUGUUGUGCUGAGAAUAUUUGACAGUGUUAGUGGUUACUGCACAAAUCACAACAUACAAACAACGAAAUACCCUGUCUCUGGAAUGUAGAUACGUGCUGUGUUACACUGCAUUUCAUUUUCUGGUCUGUCACUGGACGUGACCAUUAUUCCAAUAUUGUCACUCCCAGGUAGAAUUGUAGUUUGUCUGAGGUUGCAAGGUCUGUACACAUGGGAGACGUGGCAUUGCAAGGAAACACACAAUAGAUAUCUCCAAGAGCUGGCAGUCACCAUUUCCAUCCUUGUUUCUUCUCCUUUAUUAUGGCUUCCAAAUCUCCCUUAGUUUUUAAUUUUUAUGUCUGAAAAAAGCAGGCCAGCAUCAAUUAAGACAAAAAUAGUGUGUGCCGCUGAAAACAUUGGAAGUUGAGACACGCUGACAUACCAACCCUUCUCCAUGCAGCAGCUGCAAUGUUUUAAUGCAUCAUUGUAUUAAAAAACACCUUAUUAUACAUUCAAAUAAGGAAGAGACAGUUCUGUUGAACUUAAGGCAUAAUUAGAUGAGUAUAAAAGUUCUUUUAUUUGUUAUCUGUAGCCUUUGAGCUGAUGGAUGGUUAUCUUGUUUGUCUUAAACACUCGGGAACGCUGGACAUUGUGGUUUAAAGAAAUACACCUGAGGUGCUGUGAACCCGAGACUCUUGCUUUAUUACGACCUGCCCGAACAUGAUUUGUCUCGGAUGAUGGUCGGCUGGUCACUUCCCAGUUCUGCACAACGGGGUUGUGGGCGAGAGAAAGACGAGCGGUCUGUAGAAAGCAACGCAUGGUGGCUAACGCUGGCGAGACAUUGGGGUAGUUGGUUGGAGGGGAGUGUGCUGAACGUGUGUAAAACUGCUCGCAUGCACGUAUACUUGGGUACAUCUUAACACUGCUCUCUAUACUCCGUCUACUGUUUGGGUUAUUCUAUGUCUGGGAUAUCAAGGUCCAGGAUAUUGAGAGUUUGGUGUUAAUAUGAAAAUCACAACCACUCAUCGUUUCAGCUGGAAAACUGUGUAAAAUAUGUACCUAACUGCAAAUAACUUAAAGGAAGCUUCUAAAUAUGAUACAAUUUUUAAAAUAUUUUAAUAGUACAGCAAAACAUAGUUAGGAGAAUUAUACUGCAUUGUAAAUAAGCACUGGUAAAAUGCAUGUUCUGCAAGUUAUGCAAACACAAGUUCACAAAAACAUCUUAAGCAGUGCAGACACUGCAUUCCUUCAUCGCUCCGUUCCCAUCUCAUCGGCCCUCAUUGCUUCCAGUGACCCUUAUGUCACUCAUUUAUUAAUUUGAAACACUUCACAGUACCUCUACCGUUAGCUACAAGAUUAAGCACUAUUCUGCAUCGGCUUAGGUGGCAUAUUAGAUGUUUGCACUUGAACUGCUUUCGUGCACCCCUGUCUCGCAUACAUAAUGACAGUUUUUAAGGAUAUGUAAGUAUUUUCUUCAUUCACAAAAAGUAAUUUGCGCCAUAGCUGCAUGUAUAAGCUCAAAAAGCAUAGGUUAAGGCAUAUUUAAUUAUUAUAUGGCUAAAUACUAUCUACAGUAUAACUGGAGCUGUUUCAAGUUUAGAGUUUUUUCUACGUUGAAGCUGUUAGUUUAUCAUUGAUCACUCAUUUUGUUACACUCUAAUGAGUUGAUUUUUAUAUUUUUAAG
Molecule: messenger RNA, 6865 nt
Organism: Bacillus rossius redtenbacheri
Lineage: Eukaryota; Metazoa; Arthropoda; Insecta; Phasmatodea; Bacillidae
Product: death domain-associated protein 6-like
Exons: 10
Coding region: 201-1412 (403 amino acids)
Molecular function (GO): histone binding
Source: RefSeq, a predicted model, not a curated record